AUGCAACGUACAAAACGUUCACCAUUAAUGGAAUUGGUAAUUCUAAAAAAGCUCUGUGAUCAUCCGCGUCUUUUGUCCACUGAACAAUGUUUAAAUCUUAAUUUAAAUUAUGAUGAUGGCAAUGGUAAAGGUGAUAAUUUUCAUAUUGAUGAAAUUGUUUCACAUAAAAUACAUUUUCCACCAUCAGAACAACUGAUUAAAGAAUCUGGGAAGUUCUUGUUUCUUCAUUGUUUGAUGAAACAGUUUUUGCUUGAAUUACAAUCGAAUCCACAAAGAGAUUCACCGCGCACGUUGAUAUUUUCACAAAGUAUAAAAUUUCUUGAUAUGGCUGAAAAAGUCAUUCUAGAUAUAAAAUGUCCUGUUAAUAAUUAUACAUUUAAUGACAAUUUGCACUGUCCUACGCAACAUCGUAUUUUACGAUUAGAUGGUCGUACUUCAAAAGUAUGCGAUCGUCUAAGCAUAAUUAAUAAAUUUCAAAAUGAUAAAUCUUAUACAGUUAUGCUGUUAACUACUCAAGUUGGUGGUGUUGGACUGACAAUUACAUCAGCUAAUCGUGUUAUCAUUCUCGAUCCAAGUUGGAAUCCAGCUGUAGACUCACAAGCUGUAGAUCGUGCGUACAGAAUAGGUCAAAAAUUAGAUGUAGUUGUAUACCGACUGAUUACUUGUGCAACUGUCGAAGAAAAGAUUUAUCGUCGUCAAAUAUUCAAAGAUUCCGUAAUUCGCCAGACAACGUCGACAGGCCAAAACAAAACGGACUUAGAUCCUUACCGGUAUUUCAGUCGCCAAGAGCUGGUUGAAUUAUUUAGUCUCGGAGACACACGUAUUUCUGAAACUAAACGGCAGCUAGACAUAUUACACGAUGGUUCAGAUAGAUGGUCUGAUAGUUCCAUUAGCCCACAUUUAAAAUUCCUUAGUAGUGAUGCACUAAAGCAUGUUGUUUAUGGUUUAUCGUUUCAUGAUUUAAUGUUUAGUAAGGAAUCUAUUAACGAAGGAGCUAUUGAUACGGAUCAUGAGAAAUUAUACGUUAUGAAUCGUUGUGUUGCAGCUGAACGUGCCAUAGCUGAAGAAUGUGCUGUUGAAGGAAGAGUAAUUGGAAAAGAAAUGCCAGCAGUCACAAUGACACAAGCAGAAAGUACUGUAAAAUCAUUGCCAACACAUUUAGCAAAUCUUAAUUUACAAAAUAAAUUACCACCUUCCAGUUACCACAAUCAUGACAAUCGUUUUAAUAAUCAUGUACCAUUAGAUCAAUUGUUCAAGCCUUCCAAGUCUGACACUCAUAGACCAAUGUUCAACAGACCAGUAACAUCAUUUAACAAUCCACACACUAACAUCAUUUACACUUCAUCUAAUAUUGAAAAUCAUAGUGAAAAUAUAAGUCCCAAUUCAAAUAUACCAUUAGUAUGCACCACUGCUGAGCAUCAAUCAGUUGAUCGAAUUAGUUCUGUAAACGCGUACGGGGUAAAUGAACCCCUCUCGCCAAAGCUAGGACGUCAGUUACAAGAUGUUACUGAAGUUGUAGAAGUACAGAAGAAGAAUGAUAAUGGAUCUCUGGAAAUCAGGAAUUCUCCAAUUGAUGAUCUAUCGGAUAAUGAGUGCCUCGAUACACCUCCUAGUGCACCAGUUGCUGAUAUAGAAUGCAUAACUAUAGAGGAUUCAAUUACGCAAAGUUUGCGAGAAAUAAGUAUAACUCAGAAAACUCCAUCAAGAUCUCAUGAUAAUGAGAAAACUAACAAAGGAUCAAAUAUUUUAAAAACUCCACUUCAUCAUCUUCGAACUUCGUUAAAUUCGAGGUCAUCAUUUGCACCAUUCAAUUCAAAUUUUUAUCGUUCUACUCCAUUAUCUUCAAGGAAGUCAACAAAAAUUCCUCCUAAGGAACACUUUGAACAGUGUGGACAGGAAUUAAACGAAAAUCUCGGUGACGUCAAAUCACCAACAGAUUUUGAUCCUGCUCAGAAUUAUAUACAUAUGGAUAUUAGUAUGGACAUAAACGAAGAUGAUUUAGCUAAUACAGUAGAUAUGAAGUCAAUUCAGCAGGUACUUGCAAAAUCUGGUAUUUUGAAUUCUACUGAUUUAAACAAUAUAAAUGAAACUGGAGGAGGUGAAUCCAUAUCAAAUUCAAUUGAAAUCCAUAAAUCUUCCACUGAACAAGAACUUAAUUCAGUUUCGGAAGAAAAUGAUUUGACUAAAUCUUUAAGUGAUUCUGAAGUUGCCAUGGACUCUUACAUAAAUCGUCAGUCUGUCGAGAAGACGCAUAUUGACGAUACUGAUAUUAUUGAAUCUAGUUUCUGA
Messenger RNA from Schistosoma mattheei, 2289 nucleotides. The record is from the annotation of a GenBank genome assembly. NCBI's taxonomy places the organism in Eukaryota, Metazoa, Platyhelminthes, Trematoda, Strigeidida, Schistosomatidae.